UAGGCGGCGCUCUUCGCGAACACAUGUCGUCGGUUUGCUACAUGUAAACAGAAAACUAAUAUUAUAUUCCAAUUUAGUUUCUCAAUUCAAUGACUAUUCGUAGUAUUGAAGGGCACCCAGUUUAAUCUGCAUGGUGUUUUCUAAUGUUAUAAAAAAUGUUUGUGGCGACGUUUUCAGUGCAGGAGCAGAGAGAACUAGCCGAGAAGCUGACAUCGCUCCUGUCAACCUACAGACGGAUAUCAGACUCCUAUAUAAUAGAGUUCUUCAGUGAGAGUUUGUGGGAUACUCUGCCUGUGAGCUGGCAGGAAGCCCUCGGUGAUCUUACACCCCCACAGAUCGCUGAUCUGCUGCUGGAUAAAGAGAUUAAGGACAGGCGGUACCCAUCUGUGUGGCCUCUGUCUUUACUGGCACUGCGGACAGCAGCACAUGUGCUGUCGUUUCCACGUAAAGCACCAGGUGGGCACAGUCAGGACGCAGGUGCAGCAGUGCCAGAGUUUCAGUCCAACCAGAGUCAGAGCUCUUUGUUAGGACACAUUUUCCGUAAACACGUCAAGCCCAAGAAGCAGCACGAAAUCCUCCGCCUAGGCACGCUGGUUAAGAAGUUGUGUGAUCAGGCUAACUGUUACUGUGUGGUUGAUGUUGGGUCUGGACAGGGCCAUUUGACACGGUUUCUGUCUUUUGGACUCGGCCUAGAUGUUACUGGAAUUGAGGCUGAUCCCAACCUUGUUUCUAUGGCUAACAAAUUUGAUAGACAGCUCCUAUUGGCACUCACCAAAGAGAACCAAAGGUCAGGAAAAGCUCAAGGUCUGCAUUCUGAACCUGGUCCUUCUCCUCAUCAUGUGGUGGGCUGGGUCAACCCACUGGCUUCAUGGCAUGUCUUCAUUCAGCAACUUGUGACAGCAAGUGAAAGUGAUAGUAGUAUUGGACCAACCACUGGGCCAUAUGAAAAGAAACAGAGGGUGGAAGAUCUGCAUCUGAAGCCGCAUUCAUGCCAAACCAAAGCAGAGUUACAAAAUACUCUUCAGGCACAAAAGACUCACAUAAAUAUUUCAGACUCUGUAGCCCAAGUAAACAUUGGGGCUUUUCCAUCAGGAAUGGCAACCGGAAUUCUUACCUGUGAAAGCAUCCCAGUUACUGACUGUGGUGCCAAAGAACUGGGUAGUUUUGUCCUUACAGGUCUUCACGCCUGUGGAGACCUCAGCUCCACACUUCUGCGCCAUUUCACCAACUGCCCUCCGGUUCAGGUCAUCACGUCUGUGGCUUGCUGUUACAUGAAAAUCUCAACCCAGGAGAACCCAAACCCUCCUGGGGUAUUCCAGCCCUCGUUUUCUUCAGACAUCCCUGUGGCGGAUUCCUGUUCAGAAUAUGGUUAUCCAAUGAGCGACUGGGUACGCGGAUUACCAGGGCACCAAUUGUCCUACAAGGCACGAGAGGGAGCGUGUCAUGCAAUAGAGGACUAUCUCCAGCGGUUGAGAGAGGAGAGCGGGUUACUGCGGACACACUGCUAUAGAGCCAUCUUAGAAAGCAUCAUCAGAGCGGAGAGGCCUGAUAUGCGCAGACCUGGAGUUCAGACCAUUAAGAAAGCCCACGCACUGUCAUUUUCUGAGUAUGCUCGUUUGGCAUUGCCACGAGUGGGCCUACCCGCUGAUCUCCCAUAUGACUCUGUCUGUGUGGAUACAAUGCUAGCGCACCAGGGUAAAGUGGUGGUGUAUUUCAGCCUGGUUCUUCUCCUGGCACCUGUGGUGGAGACUCUAGUGUUACUGGACAGAAUGAUUUUCCUGCAGGAGAGAGGUUUUAUGAGUGAACUCAUCCCACUCUUUGAUGCUGCUUUUUCCCCACGAAACCUGGUACUGGUGGCCGUCAAGCCAAAAGAAGCUCGAAGCCGAGUGAAAUAACACACCAAGAUAUUCAAACCCACGUUCUGCAUCAACCACAUAAUUAGAUUUACAGUAAUGAAUGAAAUGGCCAUAAAUGAACUGCCACACAAACCAUCAGACAUUUGGGAACUGAAAUUAUAGGUCUGAUUUUCCGUUUUCCAGAGAGACCCAAUGGGCCAUUGUUCAGUAAUUUUUUCCCCUUCCAUACUUUUGACUCAUAAGAAAAAGUUGUCAUUUUAAAUUAAUUUGUCUGAAUUACUGAGAGAAAUUCUUUCAAAUUCUAAUCUUUUAAUAUGUGAU
This is a messenger RNA of Rhinichthys klamathensis goyatoka, 2177 nucleotides long. It is a transcript of the gene mettl25b, whose product is annotated as methyltransferase like 25B. The transcript is spliced from 8 exons. The record is from RefSeq and is a predicted model, not a curated record. The coding region runs from base 156 to 1895 and encodes 579 amino acids. Gene Ontology annotation, molecular function: rRNA (adenine-N6,N6-)-dimethyltransferase activity. Lineage: Eukaryota; Metazoa; Chordata; Actinopteri; Cypriniformes; Leuciscidae. Gene Ontology annotation, biological process: rRNA modification.